Molecule: messenger RNA, 8613 nt
Organism: Gavialis gangeticus (Gharial)
Lineage: Eukaryota; Metazoa; Chordata; Crocodylia; Gavialidae
Gene: TLN1
Product: talin 1
Biological process (GO): platelet aggregation
Cellular component (GO): cytoskeleton; focal adhesion; plasma membrane
Molecular function (GO): actin filament binding; integrin binding; structural constituent of cytoskeleton
Source: RefSeq, a predicted model, not a curated record
CCAUCGAGCGCAGGGCCCAGAGUGGCCGUGGGGCGGGAAGCUGAAAGUGUCGCUCUGUACCUGCCCCUGCCCUGCUCUGCGGCUCCUAGCCCCGCGUCUGCCCCGCAGCGCCGCGCAGCCCGCAGGCCAGGUGAAGGAGGAGCAGGGGCCUUCCAGCCGCCACCAUGGUUGCCCUGUCACUGAAGAUCAGCAUCGGCAAUGUGGUCAAGACCAUGCAAUUUGAGCCCUCCACCAUGGUGUAUGAUGCCUGCCGAAUGAUCCGCGAGCGUGUGCCGGAGGCACAGAUGGGACAGCCCAGUGACUUCGGGCUGUUCCUCUCGGAUGAGGACCCAAAGAAAGGCAUCUGGCUGGAGGCUGGGAAGGCACUGGACUACUACAUGCUGCGCAACGGGGACACCAUGGAGUACAAGAAGAAGCAGCGGCCCCUAAAGAUCCGCAUGCUGGAUGGCACUGUGAAGACUGUCAUGGUGGAUGACUCCAAGACCGUCACCGACAUGCUCAUGACCAUCUGUGCCAGGAUUGGCAUCACUAACUACGAUGAGUAUUCGCUGGUGCGGGACAUCAUGGAGGAGAAGAAGGAGGAGAUCACCGGCACCCUCAAGAAGGACAAGACCCUACUGCGUGAUGAGAAGAAGAUGGAGAAGCUCAAGCAGAAGCUGCACACGGAUGACGAGCUGAACUGGCUGGACCAUGGGCGCACGCUGAGGGAGCAGGGCGUCGAUGACAGCGAGACUCUGCUGCUUCGACGCAAGUUCUUUUACUCAGACCAGAAUGUGGACUCCCGCGACCCCGUGCAGCUCAACCUGCUCUAUGUGCAGGCCCGAGACGACAUCCUUAACGGCUCACACCCCGUCUCCUUCGACAAGGCCUGCGAGUUCGCCGGGUACCAGUGCCAGAUCCAGUUUGGGUCCCACAACGAGCAGAAGCACAAGCCGGGUUUCCUGGACCUGAAGGACUUCCUGCCCAAGGAGUACAUCAAGCAGAAGGGAGAGCGCAAGAUCUUCAUGGCCCACAAGAACUGCAACAGCAUGAGUGAGAUUGAGGCUAAAGUGCGUUAUGUGAAACUCGCCCGGUCCCUGAAAACCUAUGGGGUCUCCUUCUUCCUGGUCAAGGAGAAAAUGAAGGGGAAGAACAAGCUGGUGCCACGGCUGCUGGGCAUCACCAAAGAGUGUGUGAUGCGGGUGGACGAGAAGACCAAGGAGGUGAUUCAGGAGUGGAACCUCACCAACAUCAAGCGCUGGGCUGCCUCACCCAAGAGCUUCACCCUGGACUUUGGGGACUACCAGGACGGGUACUACUCAGUGCAGACGACGGAGGGGGAGCAGAUCGCCCAGCUGAUCGCCGGCUACAUUGACAUCAUCCUGAAGAAGAAGAAGAGCAAGGAUCACUUCGGGCUGGAGGGGGAUGAGGAGUCCACCAUGCUGGAAGACUCCGUGUCCCCCAAGAAGUCCACGGUGCUGCAGCAGCAGUUCAACCGCGUGGGCAAGGUGGAGCACGGCUCUGUGGCGUUGCCGGCCGUCAUGCGCUCAGGUGCAGGUGGCCCUGAGAGCUUCCAGGUGGGCACCAUGCCACAGGCCCAGCAGCAGGUCACCAGUGGGCAGAUGCACCGAGGGCACAUGCCCCCCCUGACGUCGGCGCAGCAGGCCCUGACCGGUACCAUCAAUUCUAGCAUGCAGGCGGUGCAUGCGGCACAGGCCACGCUGGAUGACUUUGAGACACUGCCGCCACUCGGGCAGGAUGCUGCCUCCAAAGCCUGGCGCAAGAACAAGAUGGAUGAGUCGAAGCACGAGAUCCACUCGCAGGUGGACGCCAUCACUGCGGGCACUGCCUCCGUGGUGAACCUGACUGCAGGGGACCCAGCUGACACGGAUUACACGGCUGUGGGCUGUGCUGUCACCACCAUCUCCUCCAACCUCACUGAGAUGUCCAAGGGCGUCAAGCUGCUGGCCGCCCUCAUGGAGGACGAGGGUGGGAAUGGGCGGCAGCUCCUGCAAGCAGCCAAAAAUUUGGCAAGCGCCGUCUCGGACCUGCUGAAGACCGCUCAGCCAGCCAGCGUUGAGCCACGCCAGAACCUGCUGCAGGCAGCCGGCAUCGUGGGCCAGACAAGCGGGGAGCUGCUGCAGCAGAUCGGAGAGAGCGACACCGACCCGCGCUUCCAGGACAUGCUAAUGCAGCUGGCGAAGGCAGUGGCCAGUGCCGCGGCUGCGCUCGUCCUGAAGGCCAAAAACGUGGCCCAGAAGACGGAGGACUCGGUAUUGCAGACGCAGGUGAUUGCGGCCGCCACGCAGUGCGCUCUCUCCACCUCCCAGCUUGUGGCCUGCACCAAGGUGGUGGCUCCCACCAUCAGCUCCCCAGUGUGCCAGGAGCAGCUGAUUGAGGCUGGCAAGCUAGUGGCCAAGUCAGCAGAGUGCUGCGUGGAGGCCUCCCAGGCAGCCACCAAUGAUGAGCAACUGCUGAAGCAGGUGGGCAUAGCAGCCACGGCCGUGACCCAGGCCCUGAAUGACCUGCUGCAGCACAUCAAGCAGCACGCCACAGGUGGGCAGCCCAUCGGGCGCUACGACCAGGCCACCGACACCAUCCUCAACGUCACGGAGAACAUCUUUAGCUCCAUGGGUGAUGCAGGGGAGAUGGUGCGCCAGGCCCGCAUCCUGGCCCAGGCCACCUCCGACCUUGUCAAUGCCAUCAAGGCUGAUGCAGAGGGUGAGACUGACCUGGAGAACUCGCGCAAACUGCUGAGCGCUGCCAAGAUCCUGGCCGAUGCCACCGCCAAGAUGGUGGAGGCAGCCAAGGGGGCUGCUGCCCACCCCGACAGCGAGGAGCAGCAGCAACGGCUGCGGGAGGCAGCCGAGGGGCUGCGCAUGGCGACCAAUGCCGCAGCCCAGAAUGCCAUCAAGAAGAAGCUGGUGCACAAGCUGGAGCACGCAGCCAAGCAGGCUGCAGCCUCCGCCACGCAGACCAUUGCCGCCGCGCAGCACGCUGCCUCCUUCAACAAGAACCCGGCUGUGCAGCAGCAGCUGGUGCAGAGCUGCAAGGUGGUUGCAGAUCAGAUCCCGAUGCUGGUGCAGGGGGUGCGAGGGAGCCAGUCACAGCCGGACAGCCCCAGCGCGCAGCUGGCCCUCAUUGCUGCCAGCCAAAAUUUCCUGCAGCCCGGAGGAAAGAUGGUGGCUGCUGCCAAGGCCACUGUUCCCACCAUCACAGACCAGGCCUCCGCCAUGCAGCUCAGCCAGUGCGCCAAGAACCUGGCCGCAGCCCUCGCCGAGCUCCGCACGGCUGCCCAGAAAGCACAGGAGGCCUGCGGGCCCCUGGAGAUCGACUCGGCCCUCAGCCUCGUGCAGAGCCUGGAGCGAGACCUGCAGGAAGCCAAGGCCGCCGCCAGGGACGGCAAGCUCAAGCCUCUGCCUGGGGAGACGAUGGAGAAGUGCGCACAGGACCUGGGGAACAGCACGAAGGCUGUCAGCUCUGCUAUCGCCCACCUGCUAGGAGAGGUGGCCCAGGGCAACGAGAACUACACAGGGAUUGCUGCGCGGGAGGUGGCUCAGGCCCUGCGCUCGCUGAGCCAGGCUGCCCGUGGCGUGGCGGCCACCACGUCGGACCCCCAGGCACAGAGUGCCAUGCUGGAGUGCGCUGGCGACGUCAUGGACAAGGCCAGCAACCUCAUUGAGGAGGUCCGCAAGGCUGUGAGCAAGCCCGGUGACCCCGAGAGCCAGCAGCGCCUGGCCCAGGUCGCCAAGGCUGUGUCCCAGGCCUUGAACCGCUGCGUGAACUGCCUCCCGGGGCAGCGUGAUGUGGACGCCGCCAUCCGCACCGUGAGCGAGGCCAGCAAGAGGCUGCUGGCCGAGUCAUUCCCCCCCAGCAGCAAGAACUUCCAGGAGGCGCAGGGCCAUCUGAACCAGGCGGCUGCCGGGCUCAACCAGUCGGCCAACGAGCUGGUGCAGGCGUCUCGCGGGACUCCCCAAGACCUGGCCAAGGCCUCUGGCAAAUUUGGGCAGGAUUUCAACGAGUUCCUGCAGGCAGGAGUAGAGAUGGCCAGCCAGUCCCCGGUGAGCAUGUGCAGGCAGCUCGUUGCUGGGCUUGCAGCCCGGCCUGGGCAUAGGGCUGAGCAAUGGAGGCAGCAGGUGGGGGCUGGCGCUUGCACUGGUACCAUCACCACUGCAGAGCUGGAGACCCGGCUGGCUAGCAAGAUGGAGAGCGAGGAGACAGUGCGGGAGCUGCUGGAAAACCCCACACAGGCUGUGAACGACCUGUCCUACUUCAACUGCCUGGACAGCGUCAUGGAGAACUCCAAGGUGCUGGGCGAGUCGAUGGCUGGGAUCUCACAGCACGCCAAGAACAGCAAGCUGCCUGAGUUUGGGGACGCCAUCAGUGCCGCCUCCAAGGCACUCUGCGGGCUCACGGAGGCAGCAGCUCAGGCUGCCUACCUAGUGGGUGUGUCGGACCCCAACAGCCAGGCUGGACUGCAGGGCCUUGUGGACCCCACGCAGUUUGCCAGAGCCAACCACGCCAUCCAGGUGGCCUGCCAGAACCUGGUGGACCCGGCCUGCACCCAAUCCCAGGUGCUGUCAGCCGCCACCAUUGUAGCCAAGCACACCUCGGCCCUGUGCAAUGCCUGCCGCCUGGCCUCAUCCCGCACCGCCAACCCUGUGGCCAAGCGCCAGUUUGUGCAGUCCGCCAAGGAGGUGGCCAACAGCACCGCCAGCUUGGUCAAGACCAUCAAGGCACUGGAUGGAGCCUUUAAUGAGGAGAACCGGGAACGUUGCCGGGCGGCCACCGCCCCCCUCAUCGAGGCUGUGGACAACCUGACGGCUUUCGCCUCCAACCCGGAGUUUGCCACCGUCCCUGCCCAGAUCAGCCCUGAGGGGCGCCGAGCCAUGGAGCCCAUCAUCUCCUCAGCCAAGACUAUGCUGGAGAGCUCGGCCGGGCUCAUCCAGACGGCCCGUUCACUUGCUGUCAACCCCAGAGACCCGCCCCAGUGGUCAGUGCUGGCUGGGCACUCUCGCACCGUCUCCGACUCCAUCAAGAAGCUCAUCACGAACAUGAGAGACAAGGCACCGGGGCAGCAGGAGUGUGACGAGGCCAUCGAGGUGCUGAACAAGUGCAUGCGAGAUGUGGACCAGGCCUCCCUGGCUGCCAUCAGCCAACAGCUGGCCCCACGCGAGGACAUCUCCCAGGAGGCAUUGCACAACCAGAUGAUCACAGCCGUUCAGGAGAUCAGCAACCUCAUCGAGCCCAUGGCUGGUGCUGCCAGGGCUGAGGCCUCCCAGCUGGGACACAAGGUGUCACAGAUGGCUCAGUACUUCGAGCCGCUCACCCUGGCUGCCAUCGGCGCUGCCUCCAAGACUCCGAACCACCAGCAGCAGAUGAACCUCCUGGACCAAACCAAGACACUGGCUGAGUCGGCCCUACAGCUGCUCUACACAGCCAAGGAGGCUGGUGGCAACCCCAAGCAAGCCGCCCACACACAGGAGGCCCUGGAGGAGGCUGUGCAGAUGAUGAAGGAGGCUGUGGAGGACCUGACAACUACACUGAAUGAGGCUGCCAGUGCUGCUGGUGUAGUGGGCGGCAUGGUAGACUCCAUCACCCAGGCCAUCAACCAGCUGGACGAGGGGCCCAUGGGGGAGCCAGAAGGCACCUUUGUAGACUACCAGACCACCAUGGUCAAGACUGCCAAGGCCAUCGCUGUGACGGUGCAAGAGAUGGUCACCAAGUCCACAACCAGCCCUGACGAGCUGGGCACUCUGGCCAACCAGCUCACCAGCGAGUACGGGCAACUGGCACACCAGGCGAAGCCCGCCGCCCUCACUGCCGAGAACGAGGAGAUCGGCUUCCACAUCAAGAACCGGGUGCAGGAGCUGGGCCAUGGCUGCGCUGCACUGGUGACCAAGGCCGGAGCCCUGCAGUGCAGCCCCAGCGAUGCCUACACCAAGAAGGAACUGAUCGAGUGCGCCCGCAAAGUCUCCGAGAAGGUGUCCCAUGUGCUGGCAGCCCUGCAGGCUGGAAACCGUGGCACCCAGGCCUGCAUCACCGCCGCCAGUGCCGUCUCGGGCAUCAUCGCCGACCUCGACACCACCAUCAUGUUCGCCACUGCCGGCACCCUGAACCGGGAGAACGCUGAGACCUUUGCUGACCACAGGGAGGGCAUCCUGAAGACAGCCAAGGCACUGGUGGAGGACACCAAGGUACUGGUGCAGAAUGCCACGGCCAGCCAGGAGAAGCUGGCGCAGGCUGCCCAGUCCUCCGUGGCCACCAUCACCCGCCUGGCGGAGGUGGUGAAGCUGGGCGCCGCCAGCCUGGGCUCUGAAGACCCCGAGACCCAGGUGGUCCUGAUCAACGCAGUGAAAGACGUGGCCAAGGCGCUCGGGGACCUGAUCAGUGCAACCAAGGCAGCUGCCGGCAAAGCAGGAGAUGACCCUGCUGUCUAUCAGCUGAAGAACUCGGCCAAGGUCAUGGUCACCAACGUUACAUCCUUGCUGAAGACUGUGAAGGCCGUGGAGGACGAGGCCACAAAGGGGACACGGGCGCUAGAGGCCACAAUUGAGCACAUCCGCCAGGAGCUCGCGGUGUUCUCCUCCCACAUGCCUCCGGACAAGACCUCGACCCCUGAGGAUUUCAUCCGGAUGACCAAAGGCAUCACCUUGGCAACUGCCAAGGCCGUUGCUGCUGGCAACUCGUGCCGACAGGAGGAUGUGAUCGCCACGGCAAAUCUGAGCCGUCGUGCCAUCGCCGAUAUGCUGCGCGCCUGCAAGGAAGCCGCCUACCACCCGGAGGUGAGCAUGGACGUGCGGCAGCGGGCGCUGCGCUAUGGCAAGGAGUGCACCAAUGGCUACCUCGAGCUGCUGGAACACGUGCUGCUGAUCCUGCAGAAGCCGAGCCACGAGCUGAAGCAGCAGCUGGCAGGGUACUCCAAGCGCGUGGCCGGCUCCGUCACCGAGCUCAUCCAGGCUGCUGAGGCCAUGAAAGGCACCGAAUGGGUCGAUCCUGAGGACCCCACUGUCAUUGCCGAGAAUGAGCUGCUGGGGGCAGCUGCCGCCAUCGAGGCCGCAGCCAAGAAACUGGAGCAGCUGAAGCCAAGAGCCAAGCCCAAGCAGGCGGACGAGAGCCUGAACUUCGAGGAGCAGAUCCUGGAGGCCGCCAAGUCCAUCGCUGCUGCAACCAGUGCCCUGGUGAAGGCAGCCUCAGCCGCCCAGAGGGAGCUGGUGGCCCAAGGAAAGGUUGGCGCCAUCCCGGCUAACGCGGUGGAUGACGGCCAGUGGUCCCAGGGGCUCAUCUCAGCCGCCCGCAUGGUGGCAGCUGCCACCAACAACCUGUGCGAAGCGGCGAAUGCAGCGGUGCAGGGCCACGCCAGCGAGGAAAAGCUCAUCUCGUCCGCCAAGCAGGUGGCCGCCUCCACUGCCCAGCUCCUGGUAGCCUGCAAGGUCAAGGCUGACCAGGACUCAGAGGCCAUGAAGAGGCUGCAGGCUGCCGGCAAUGCUGUGAAAAGGGCGUCAGACAACCUGGUGAAGGCCGCCCAGAAGGCCGCCGCCUUCCAGGACCACGACGAGACAGUGGUGGUGAAGGAAAAGAUGGUGGGGGGCAUUGCGCAGAUCAUCGCGGCACAGGAAGAGAUGCUGCGGAAGGAGCGGGAGCUGGAGGAGGCACGGAAGAAGCUGGCCAUGAUCCGGCAGCAGCAGUACAAGUUCCUGCCCUCAGAGCUGCGGGAUGAGGGGCAGCACUGAGGGGCCACGCAAGCAGUGCCGCCCGCUCGCCCCCGCAGAGACUGCUGCCCUCUGCUCCUAUUUAAUAUGGCCCCAGCCUGGCUCGCACGGCGCCACCCCACGCUGCGGCCCAGGGCCUGCACCAGCACCACCUUCCCACGCCGGCCAGGGCUGCCCGCGCACACGCUUCCCCCUGCCCUGCGCACGGUGGGACCUGGCUGAGGUGGGAGUGCUGCCAGGCCAGGCUGGCACCCCCAGCCCCUGGUGCUGCCUCCUGCCUUGCCUUGCCCCCCUCCUGACCCCUGUCAGGUGCUUCCCUUGUGCCUUGGGCGGCCCCCUCUCAGGACUUGGGGCCCCAGCUGCCAGUGCCUUCCUGGCCUGGCCCUUGGCCUUUGGGUCUGCAGCACAGUGGAGCGUGUGGAGCUGGCAGAAGCUGUCCCCAUGCCUCCCUCUUGCACAGACCCACCCUCACCGCUGAUGCCUUACUGCCUGCUGCACCUUUUCCCACACUCCUGCGGGCACCGCAGCGGGGGGCCAGGGUGCCUUUGCCUGGGCUGUGAGGCCAGCCCCGGUUUGUAGUCCCUCCCCUACCUGCUGUGCCUUGUCCCGUGGGGCCACCCAGCCCUCCUGCAGCUUCUCGAGCCCAAGUGCCUGUGUUGAGAUUGCCAGUAUUUUUGUACCAUUGAACUCCAAAGUAUUGACCCGUGGCCUCACCCACCCCAGCACGGAUCCCAGUGACUAAGUGCCCAUGGCACCCUGCCCGGGCUGGGCCCCAGCUGCUCCCCGCACUUGCUGCGGCUUCUCCCCCUUUUUGAUACUCUGAGCUUCCAUAUUGCAGGUUGAGGAACUGGCUGCCCUGCCCCAGGGCCACAUCCCCUUGAACAAAACAGCAUCAAUAAAGCUGGUUUCCUGCUGCUGUAUG